AGUCGUUAGGUGUCUGCAGCUGACGAUUUGUUUUCUUCAACGUUUAACGCUACUUUUCUAACAAACAUGCAGAGCUGGCACGGAUUUAUAUAUCUGACUAAUUCAAACGUGAUAAAAAUCAUUAGUAUACUCAGGAAAAGUUUGGCUCGAUAAUCCACGAGAGAGUUAGAAUUUUAUUAGAACAAACGCUGCAUUGUUUAUAUGAGGUAUGCCGAAGACCUUGACUUCUUUCUUAUUGUGGAUACAAUUCAAAUGGUUUUAAUCUCGAUGUACAAUUGAAGAAAAGGUGUUCGGGAAUGAUUUCCAUUAAUGCCCCGUAAAGCCACAAAGACAGAGAAGCCUCCCCUGUUGUUUCUGGAGCGGCCUUUGUGUGGAGCCAGACUCCAAAAUGUGCCUGAAGUCCGAGCAGCACUCAACCCCAAAGAAUUUUUCCCAGAGACACAAGCAGACGACAGCCCAGCUCUUAAUUCCUGGGUGAGCCCACAAUUUGACAUUUCAGCUGCAACUGCACCUCCAGUGAGACGAGGAAGAAGAAAAUGCCAGUCUGCCACAAGCAUCCUUGACCGUUGCAGUCAGCUGUCCGGGAAAAAUAGCGUGUGCAAAUUCCCCUCAUUAUCGUUUCAGACAAGGUCGAGAGGCCAGUCUCAUCAACCAAAGAGUACACGCACAAAGAAGUCUGCCGAGUCUAAUGUCGUGUCUGACGCAGGAAAUCAACCACAGGGAUCAUGCCAAAUCAGAAGGGCACUGUCAAGCGCACAGUACUUGGAUACACCAAAGAGACGGUCGGCCCCAAUCAGAAAAAGGAAUGUGGAGAGAUUUUCUGAUGGUGCUGCAUCCUCCAGCAGGUGUGUGGAUCAACCUGAAACUCCAUCUAUUCAGGGGCAGAGAUGGAGAUUUCCAGCAGACGGUGCUUCGACACCUGCCUCCAGUGAGUUCAGCUGUGACGUCAGCAGUAUUGGUCCAGCACCUGACGUGGACACUCCGAAAGUAAUACAAGAAGCGAGCAGUUGUCCGCCCCCUCCCUCCGUGAACUUGCUACUGGCUCGGCCAUGUACACCGCCAUGUAAUCGGCCCCCUGACAUUUUGGUGGCUGACACACCAGAGAGGGAUUAUGGGUUGAAGGUGACAUGGAGGAGGAGGAGGGGUGUGAUGAUGUUGUUAAAGGAGAGGGGCUAUCUCUCUGACUCAGAUGCGCUAGUUCACAGCUGAUGUUGAGUUUUGGUAAAAAGAAGAUUAGACAAUGAUGCCAACAGAGAAGAAAAACGCACUAUUCAUUGGACCACUUCUGUUAUCAGAAUUCUCACUAUGAACUAAGCUAUUGAACUGAAUGGAAUAUCCACAUUCUAAAGUGAUAAUCACAUUUCAGUUCACCGACUGUUUUCUUCUUUUUUAGUUUUAUUGAACCUCAUGAUGAUAAGCCAAGGAUUGUAAUAAAAUAACUCUCUAGCCCACCCCGUCUGCUAAGCCCUGCUAGUUAUGAUUGUAAGAAUCAAAUCAAAUACUGAUGAACUGAAAAUGGCAGUUUAAUUACAGCAAUAUCCAAGGAGCAAACUUUUUCCAACUUUUGUCCAUCUUUUUUUGAGAAUGUGUUUCGAUAGAUUCCGGUUAUACUGUGCUGUUACAGAUUAUGUUGCAAAUCAGACGCAAUCCUUAUAUUAAAAAUCCAGUCCUGUCCUCUAGCAACACAAGCCUUUUGCUUGUUAUUUUUAUGCAUUUACGAUUAAAUAAUGAUAUAUGUUAAAAAAAGGCUCUGCUUACCUGGGCUGUAAAUGAUAUCCCAUUCCCAAAAUACAAAAAAAAAUAAACCAUAUAAUUGUAUCAUUGACAUGAAAUCUUGAGUCACUGGUUUAAUAAAACCAAGGAUGCUGCAGAGGGGUCAUUUUAGCACUUUUUGGUGAUUGUGAGAAAUGCUGUGUGGUGCAGAAACAUCUUGUCUUUCAACUAUGUUGCCAAAGAGAUGUGGAAUAAAAAUUCACGUGCAAAGAGAAAAGUAAAUUCUUCGAUUGUUCAGGAGGCAGCAGUUAUAUCUCUGCAACUAAAAACUAACGUAAAACAUUAGAACCUGCUUGAU
Molecule: messenger RNA, 2071 nt
Organism: Xiphias gladius (swordfish)
Lineage: Eukaryota; Metazoa; Chordata; Actinopteri; Istiophoriformes; Xiphiidae
Gene: rhno1
Product: RAD9-HUS1-RAD1 interacting nuclear orphan 1
Exons: 3
Coding region: 310-1209 (299 amino acids)
Biological process (GO): cellular response to ionizing radiation; DNA damage checkpoint signaling; recombinational repair
Cellular component (GO): chromosome; nucleus
Source: RefSeq, a predicted model, not a curated record